Molecule: messenger RNA, 276 nt
Organism: Acaulospora colombiana
Lineage: Eukaryota; Fungi; Glomeromycota; Glomeromycetes; Diversisporales; Acaulosporaceae
Source: the annotation of a GenBank genome assembly
AUGUCUUCCGAUGAUAAAACUGUGAUCCAAUCUUUUAAUAAUGAGACAAAGAUCCUAGACGUGAGACAUCAAAUAAAAAUUGUCAAAUUUAGCGCGCCCGGAGCAGACAAGGCACACGGAGAAACAUACAGAUCCUCCGGUAUAGUAAUAGUGAUAGUAAUUGAAUACACAAACGUUCGCUUCCAAGUCAAUGAUAUUUCUUACCAGUACUUGCCUCAAGUUAUUGACGGCGACGAAUAUAAAAUUGCCGAAAAUAUUCUAAAUCAAGAUGAAUAA